This is a messenger RNA of Labeo rohita (rohu), 2478 nucleotides long. RefSeq names its product ring finger protein, transmembrane 1 (gene rnft1). Lineage: Eukaryota; Metazoa; Chordata; Actinopteri; Cypriniformes; Cyprinidae. Gene Ontology annotation, molecular function: ubiquitin protein ligase activity. Gene Ontology annotation, cellular component: endoplasmic reticulum. The transcript is spliced from 9 exons. Bases 608 to 1786 code for a protein of 392 amino acids. Gene Ontology annotation, biological process: positive regulation of ERAD pathway. The record is from RefSeq and is a predicted model, not a curated record.
CUUUUUUUAAAAGUUGAAACAAGUUCACACAAGUUUAAAUUAUUUUUUGUCAUAAACAUUAUGCCACGAAUGCUGUAAAUAACACUUGACUUGUAUUGAAAUGAGUACAUUAAUUUACUUUAGACUUGUUUUUAAAGUACUUACAAAGCAGUAACUAUCACAAAGACCUACACUGCACAACAGCAAAGUGACUCUUGCAAGACAACCUGAAAAAGAGUGAGAAAGAUGAUAGCCCGUAAGAGCAAAAUCUAUUUUGAAAGGUUGGGUAGCAUUCAGAGCAGACAGACAGACAGACACCAUGCUGCGGGGUCAUGAGUUGGUGUGUUGAGAUUGGCUGGACUUUGAUAUUCGAAUGUAGACACGGCCCUCAGAGGCAGGUUAUCUAUAGAUGAGGGAGGAAAGGGAUAUAUAUUAUGACUCAGGGCGACUCAGCCAGUUCAGCAAAAGAAUCCAGCUGAUGUGGAAGAAAAGAAACAGAUAAUAAUCACUGGAAUGAGGGCACCUUGAGACAUUAUCAACCAAGCCGAACGUUACCAACAAACUUGAAAGCAGAAGAACAUAUAGCGAGUCCAGAAGAGCGUUUAAACUGAGGGAUUCACCUGAUCCGAUGCAAACCGAUCCGAGCCCGCAGGGAGGGAACGGGCUGUCAUUAACCCUGCAGCCGGAGCUGCUCGCCCGAAUGCCUGGGGCUGGAACUUCCAGCAGACCAGAAGCAGACGAGGACGUCCGGGUCCCUAUGGGUAGCUCAUCGGGGUCGGCGAACGGACGUGGCGCGACCUCGCGGAGGCUGAGAGCAGCUAGUCACAGCCACUCCCAUUCUCACGGACACACGCACAGCCACGAGCAUGAGUCGGACAGCGGCGAGUCUGACCUGGAAUCCGGAGAAUCCAGCAGCUCAUUAUCAGAGUUGCGCUACCUCCUCCGCUGGCUUAAGAAAAGUCUUCCUUUCAUAGUUAUUCUCUGUGCGAAACUAGUCAUUCAGCAUGCCCUGGGUCUGGCUGUCGCAGUUGGUCUGUUUACCACCUUUAUGUAUGUCAACAAAAGCAUUCAAACGCAAGUCUUUCUUCAUGACCGAAGGACAAAGUUGCAUUGUGCGUGGCUCCUGCUGUUUCUCACAUCCUCCGGUCUCCUAGUGUUCUACACUUUUCACACUCAGUCACUUUAUCGCUGCCUUGUUUUUGCUAACGCUACAAUAGAUACUCAAAACUUCUGGGAGGUUUUAUGGAGCGUUGGUGUGACCAACUUCAUUCUGAAGUUUUUCUUCAUGGGGCUCAAAUGUCUUAUUCUCCUCAUCCCCUCCCCGCUCAUGACGUACCGGCGAAGGGGUCAGUGGUACAUGCUCAUAGAGGAGGUGGGUCAGCUGUAUCAAGUGAUCGCUCCUGUCCCGCUUUGGUUCCGCUAUCUGGUGAGCUACGAUGAGAUGGACACCUCAGUGGGUCUGACUCUGGGAAUCCUGCUAGCCUUGCUCUACCUCAUAAUGAAGCUUCUGGCCUUGUAUGGACUGUCAGGAUCACUUCAAAAAACAUUACGGACUUUUUUCAGUCCUGAGGUGAAUGGAGUUCCAGCCAGUCCUGCUCAGGUUAGAGAGGCAGGUGACAUUUGUCCAAUCUGUCAGGCUGAUUUUAAGCAGCCUCGGGUCCUCGUGUGUCAGCAUAUCUUCUGUGAGGAGUGCAUCGCCCAGUGGCUUAACCAGGAGAGAACCUGCCCCCUCUGCCGCACUGUCAUCACAGACAAGGUGCAUAAGUGGAAAGAUGGCGCAACAUCAGCUCAUUUACAAAUCUACUGAAAUCCCACCGAAGGGCUGGAGAUACAGUGUUGUGACAUGUUGAAACACUCAACCAGCAGUUGAUCCACAUCACCGUUGAGCAAACAGCACUUGUUAUAAGGCAAAGGGCUCUAGAAAAAGCUCCAGUUUGAGAGUUUUUGAAAUGUAGAUAUCUUGUCUAAGGACAAGUGCAUUCACCAGCAUUUGUAUUAUUAUUAUUAUUAUUAUAACUAUUAUUAUUGUCGCAUGUGGAACUUAUUUUUAAGUGUUUAUAAUUUAUAUUCCUCCGUGUGUUCUUGCAUGCCAUCUCUGGUUUUACUAAUUACCUUGUGGGUGUAAGCAGAACACAGUGGAGACAAAUGCAUUUCUUUAUAUUGUAUUUGUGGAGGAAAACACUCACAGGUAAUGUAGCAGAAAUUCAUUUGUCAUCUCCCUAAAAGGAUUUUAACAUUUUUUUCAUAGAUUCUGGGUCUUUUUUUUUGUAUGAUACUGUGGUUUUUGUAACUGAACUUGUUUUAAACGCAUUUAGAAUCUGGAUUCAGUUCUGGAUUUUGCAUUCUAUUUGAAGUAUUCUGGUUGUUGGUAAUAAUCUGAAUGUGAGGUAAUUGCACAUGAACUACUGAUUUAUCAAAUGAUGUAGCAUUAGAAUUUUGCAACCAUGUAAGUUUUGUGACUGAACAACAUACGAUGGGUUAUGAAUUACUGUUACUGUA